Messenger RNA from Gasterosteus aculeatus aculeatus (three-spined stickleback), 1416 nucleotides. RefSeq names its product CBY1 interacting BAR domain containing 1 (gene cibar1). Gene Ontology annotation, cellular component: ciliary basal body; ciliary transition zone. Lineage: Eukaryota; Metazoa; Chordata; Actinopteri; Perciformes; Gasterosteidae. Gene Ontology annotation, biological process: cilium assembly. The record is from RefSeq and is a predicted model, not a curated record.
AAUGCUUUGCUCGAGCGGAAACGCCGGGGACUCCAUGGAAACGGAAAACCGGCGUGCUAUCUUGGGAGACGGCGCACAGUUCGCUUGCUAGUGCUAAUCCGGCUUCCAGAUUAUAAACAUUUCAUUCGCCGCCUCCCUGCCACGAUGAGCCGCACGCCGGAUGCCAGAGCGAGGGACAACCAGACGAGACAGAUCCAGGAAAACAUCACCAACGUGGAGAAACACUUCGGAGAGAUGUGCCAACUGUUCGCCGCCUACGUGCGUAAAACAGCCAGACUCCGGGACAAGUCCGAUGUCCUGGUUCGAGAAAUAGGCGUGUAUGCAGACACGGAAACUCCACAGCUGAAGAAGGGUAUGAAGCAGUUUGCUGACCACCUGGCCAAGAUCCAGGACUACCGCCAAGCGGAGGUGGAAAGACUCGAAGCCAAAGUCAUAGAGCCAUUAAAAAGCUACGGAGCAGUGGUGAAGCGCAAACGGGAUGAUCUGAAGGCGACUCAGAGUGCCCGAGACAGAGAAGCCAAACAGAUGGCUCAGCUUGAACGGACCAGACAGAGGAAUCCCUCAGACAGGCAGAUCAUUUCUCAGGUGUGUCCCGUGUUAUUUGCGCAUCUCAAACCUGGUGAUGCUGAAAGUGAGCUCCAGAGAGCAACCAUGGAUGCCACGCGGACCACCAGACAACUGGAGGAGACCAUAGACGAGUUUGAGAAGCAGAAGAUCCGGGAUAUCAAGAAAAUCUUUGGUGAGUUUGUGACGGUGGAGAUGUCGUUCCAUGCCAAGGCCUUGGAGGUGUACACCUUGGCCUACCAGAGCAUUCAAAGUGUGGAUGAGGAGAAGGACCUGGAGGUGUUCAGGAGCUCGCUGCACCCCCCUGACUACCAGUCACGCUUAGACAUAGUGCGAGCUAAUUCCAAAACCUCCCUUGAUCGGACCGGGUCCUUUCUGAGUACAUCAGAGACCUUACAGCAACAAAGAGCCUCCAGUCGGCAGACAAGAAGGGAGGAGGAGGAAGAGGACGACGAAGAGGAUGAAGAUGAAUCAGAGGAAGACGAAGAGGAGGAGGAGGAGGACACGGAUGAUGAGCAUUAAUUUUUGGUCUCAUUUUGUGUUCCCUGGUAUGGAACGAAAGAGGACACCUAAAGGAAAACUGUCAUUGCCAAAAUCCCCACACAGGUGGUCUGAGCAGUAUUGUAGUGGAAGUGUGCCGUAGCUGUGUUGAGCUUUGUAGGAGAACAUGUCCUUAACUAACAUUUGUCUUUGACAUCCCAGCCAAUUGUUGUCUUCUACUUUUUUUAUAUAUAAAACAUUCUGAAGUGUACAUUAAAUAUAUACAAUACACAUUCAUAUUGUACUGGAUCUAGCAUUGGAUUUUAUUGCAAAAUGUUAUUCAUCUUUAUGAAUAAAAGAAUGAAAAUCCUU